AUGGCUGGAUCAGGGCACGACCAGUCAACUGACAUUUUCUCUGCCGAUGGUCGGGUUUUCCAGGUUGAAUACGCCUGCAAGGCGGUUGACAAUAGCAGCACCGCCAUCGCCGCCUGCUGCAAGGACGGCGUCGUGGUUGCAGUGGAGAAAAUCCUCACCAGUCGCAUGCUGGAGGAGCGGUCCAAUGACCGCAUCCAUGUCGUAGAUCGCCAGGCUGGUCUCUGCAUCUGUGGCAUGCUUCCAGAUGGCCGCGCAGUCGUCUCACGAGCCCGUGCGGAGGCGGAGAACAGCCGAGAGGUGUUUGCUGCCCCGAUCCUGGGCUCAGUGCUGGCUUCUCGCAUUGGGGAGUUCAUGCACGUCUACACCACGCACUACGCAUUUCGCCCUUUCGGCUGCUCUGUCAUCAUCGCAUCGUACGCCGAUGAUGGGCCGCAGCUCUUUGUGUCGGAUCCGAGCGGGACAGUGGCCGGCUACUACGGCAUAGCGUUGGGGAAGGGCAAAACUGUUGCCAAGACGGAGCUGGAGAAGCUGAACUUCAAGACACUGACCUGCGAUGAGGCGGUAGUGAAGCUCACCAACAUUCUGUACGAGGUGCACGAUAAGACGAAGGACAAGCUGUACGAGGUGGAGGUGGCGUGGGUCUGCGACAGGUCCGAUCGCGUGUUUCAGCACGUCCCGAGUGCGAUGAUCCCGAAGCCGCCUGCGGCGCAGUAG
This is a messenger RNA of Trypanosoma grayi, 714 nucleotides long. RefSeq names its product putative proteasome alpha 7 subunit. Bases 1 to 714 code for a protein of 237 amino acids. Gene Ontology annotation, biological process: ubiquitin-dependent protein catabolic process. The transcript has a single exon. Lineage: Eukaryota; Euglenozoa; Kinetoplastea; Trypanosomatida; Trypanosomatidae. Gene Ontology annotation, cellular component: proteasome core complex; proteasome core complex, alpha-subunit complex; nucleus. The record is from RefSeq and is a predicted model, not a curated record.